Messenger RNA from Paramecium sonneborni, 481 nucleotides. NCBI's taxonomy places the organism in Eukaryota, Ciliophora, Oligohymenophorea, Peniculida, Parameciidae. The record is from the annotation of a GenBank genome assembly.
GACAGUAUUCAAAGAAAGAAAUGACACUAUUCAUUAUUUAGUAGGAACUAUGAUUGAAGUACCAAGAGCUUGUUUAGUUGCUGAUUCUAUUGGUCAAAUUGCUGAAUUCUUUUCAUUUGGUACUAAUGAUUUGACUUAAAUGACACUUGGAUUUUCAAGAGAUGAUGCAGGUAAAUUCUUACCAUACUAUAUCAACAAUGGAAUUUUGAAAGUUGAUCCAUUCUAAGUUUUGGAUAGAUAAGGAGUUGGAAAGAUGGUUGAAUUAGCUGUCAAGAAUGGAAAAUCAACAAAUCCAAAUUUGAAAGUUGGUAUUUGUGGUGAACAUGGAGGAGAACCAUCAUCAGUUGAAUUCUUCCACAUUGUAGGAUUAGAUUAUGUCAGUUGCUCACCUUUCAGAGUUCCAAUUGCUAGAGUUGCAGCAGCUAUAGCCAAUUUAACCCAUGCAUGAGUAUUUCAUUAAAAAAUAUAUAAAUGUUUAUUU